AUGUCAUCAAGCAACAAUAAUCUUCUUGUUGAUAGUGAUUUUAAUAAGUUAACAACAACGACAACAACAAUAUCAACAGCAACAAUUAAUUCUCUUUUAUCAACAACAACAACAGCAAUUUCUAAUGUUAGUCUUUUUCAUACAUCACUAUCAACAUCACAACAGGGAACAAAUCGAACAUUGAAUAUAACAUUACUUAUCGGAUGUAUAAGUGCAAGUAUUAUUUUAAUUAUAAUUAUUAUUUAUGCAGUUGUUAAAUAUCGAAAUCGUGAUGAAGGUUCAUAUAAAAUCGAUGAAAGUAAAAAUUUUGUUUUAAGCUCUCAUAUUGACAGCCAUGAUAAUAGUGGUUGCCGUGGUAAAAUAUCUUCAUCACAUCAUCAUAGACAAAAAUUAAUAACAACAAAUGAACACAAUGGCGUUGAUUCAAGAGAAUGGUACGUGUAA
Rotaria sp. Silwood1 is the source of this 444-nucleotide messenger RNA. The record is from the annotation of a GenBank genome assembly. NCBI's taxonomy places the organism in Eukaryota, Metazoa, Rotifera, Eurotatoria, Philodinida, Philodinidae.